Messenger RNA from Trichophyton rubrum CBS 118892, 498 nucleotides. RefSeq lists its product as uncharacterized. The record is from RefSeq and is a predicted model, not a curated record. The transcript has a single exon. Lineage: Eukaryota; Fungi; Ascomycota; Eurotiomycetes; Onygenales; Arthrodermataceae. Bases 1 to 498 code for a protein of 165 amino acids.
AUGCUACAAGAGUAUGUUGAGAUGUUGAAGACUAUUACUGACCGCCGAGCGGAAUCAUCACACAAUCGCCGGCUAUACUGGCUGUCACAUAUCAUCACAGAUGUGGUAAACACUAGGAGAUCACAGCAUAAACGACAGAAGUCAGGCCCAGAGCGACCAGCGAGUAUAUAUCCAGAAUCAGAGAUUCUUUCACCUCCCACAGGCGGGUAUAGGUACACAAACUCAGAAUCUCAAGAAAACGCGAAUUCAUGUUUCGACAGUGCUAUAUUUCCAGGCGCGGACAGCUCUUUUAGGUUUAUGAGCCCUAUUAAUACAGCAACUGGAGAGAUAGCUCGGGAGCCAGAUGAGUUUAUGCCGCACUUGGGGAGCUAUGCAAAGGCGGCUCUCGAAAAUGAAAACUUCAGUCUUCUGGCCCAUGGAAUCGUUUCGAGACUCUGGAUUCUUGGAAAGAUAUUAAGCUUGGUUAGGAAUGACCUAUCUUUCGAUCUUUCGGCUUAG